Molecule: messenger RNA, 371 nt
Organism: Parathielavia appendiculata
Lineage: Eukaryota; Fungi; Ascomycota; Sordariomycetes; Sordariales; Chaetomiaceae
Exons: 1
Coding region: 37-249 (70 amino acids)
Source: RefSeq, a predicted model, not a curated record
GUGCGUCGGCGUCCUCCAGCGAUUUGCGGUAUCGUAAUGUUUAUGACUAACGUGCCAGCACGCCGUCUCUCGCUUCCUGUCCUUUGCCUCCUCUCCCUCUCCCAGGACCGUCCCUCUUUGCUCGUUCGUGUUUGUCCUGCUUGUCGCAGUCUCCGCGGUUUGCGUUGGUCGUGCGGCCAAUGUCGGUGCGGGCAGCCAGAUGAUCCAAUACGGGGUCAGCUAAACUUCGAGUUGCCCGCAAUCAGCUAGGAGCAACGGCAGCGGAGGCGGCGUUGUUGUGUAUGCAAGGUACAUACAAGUCGGGGAGGCAAGGCGAGUCGAGGUGGGGUGAAAAUUAGCGGGCUCCAGUUGUUCGGGUCCAAAUGCCGCUA